Molecule: messenger RNA, 2536 nt
Organism: Cygnus olor (mute swan)
Lineage: Eukaryota; Metazoa; Chordata; Aves; Anseriformes; Anatidae
Gene: SORT1
Product: sortilin 1
Exons: 20
Coding region: 203-2290 (695 amino acids)
Biological process (GO): endocytosis; vesicle organization; Golgi to endosome transport
Cellular component (GO): Golgi apparatus; membrane
Molecular function (GO): protein binding
Source: RefSeq, a predicted model, not a curated record
GCGGGCGGGCCCCGGCGGCGGGCAGGCGGCGGCGGCGGGCGGCGAGGCCUGCGGCGGCCUGCGGGGCGUCCCGGCCGCCCUGGGCAACAACACGCACCCGUGCGUCUUCGACGACCUCAGCGGCUCCGUGUCCCUGUCCUGGGUGGGCGACAGCACGGGGGUCAUCCUCGUCCUGACCACGUUCCAGGUGCCCCUGGUGAUCAUGAGCUUCGGCCAGUCCAAGCUCUACCGCAGCGAGGACUACGGGAAGACCUUCAAGGACAUCACCCACCUCAUCAACAACACCUUCAUCCGCACCGAGUUCGGCAUGGCCAUCGGACCCGACAAUUCGGGGAAGGUCAUCCUGACGGGCGACGUGUCCGGCGGCAGCCGCGGCGGCCGCAUCUUCCGCUCGUCCGACUUCGCCAAGAACUUCGUGCAGACGGAGCUGCCCUUCCACCCGCUGGUGCAGAUCGCCUACCACCCGCAGAGCUCCGACUGCCUGCUGGCCCUCAGCACCGACAACGGCCUCUGGGUCUCCAGGGACUUCGGGGAGAAGUGGGAGCAGAUCCACAAAGCCGUCUGCCUGGCCAAGUGGGGCGCGGACAACACCAUCUUCUUCACCACCUACCUGAACAACUCCUGCAAAGCUGAUCUUGGGUUACUGGAGCUGAAGAAAACCUCCGACUUCGGCAAAACCUUCAAGGUCAUCGGCACCAAGAUCUACUCCUUCGGGCUGGGCGGCCGCUUCCUUUUCGCCUCCGUCAUGACAGAGAAGGGCACCACGAGGCGCAUUCACGUCUCGCUGGACCAGGGCGAGACCUGGAGCAUGGCGCAGCUGCCCUCGGUCGGCCACGAGCAGUUCUACUCCAUCCUGGCCGCCAACGAGGACCUGGUCUUCAUGCACGUGGACGAGCCGGGCGACACGGGCUACGGCACCAUCUACACCUCCGACGACCGGGGCGUGGUGUACUCCAAGUCCCUGGAGCGGCACCUCUACACCACCACCGGCGGGGAGACCGACUUCACCAACGUCACCUCGCUGCGGGGCAUCUACAUCACCAGCGUCCUCUCCGAAGACAACUCCAUCCAGUCCGUGAUCACUUUUGACCGCGGCGGGGAGUGGGUGCCGCUGAGGAAGCCGAAAAACACCACCUGCGACUCCACGGCGAGGAACAAGGAGGAGUGCAGCCUCCACAUCCACGCGUCCUACAGCAUCUCCCAGAAGCUGAACGUGCCCAUGGUGCCGCUGUCCGAGCCCAACGCCGUCGGCAUCGUCAUCGCCCACGGGAGCGUGGGGGGGGCCAUCUCGGUGAUGAGCCCCGACGUCUACAUCUCGGACGACGGGGGCUACACGUGGGCGCGGAUGCUGGAGGGGCCCCACCACUACGCCAUCCUCGACUCGGGUGGCCUCAUCGUGGCCAUCGAGCACACCAGCCAGCCCGUCAACGUCAUCGAGUUCUCCACGGACGAGGGGCAGUGCUGGUACAAGUACACCUUCUCCAAGGACCCCAUUUUCUUCACCGGGCUGGCGUCCGAGCCCGGCGCCCGCUCCAUGAACGUCAGCAUCUGGGGCUUUCGGGGGAACUUCUUGUCCCGCAAGUGGGUCUCCUACACCAUCGACUUCAGCCAGCUGCUGAGCCGGAGCUGCGAGGACAAGGACUACACCAUCUGGCUGGCGCACUCCAGCGAUCCCAGCGACCCCAGUGACGGCUGCAUACUGGGCUACAAGGAGCAGUACCGGCGCCUGCGCAAGUCCUCGGUGUGCCAGAACGGCCGCGACUACGCCGUGACCACGCAGCCGUCCGUCUGCCCCUGCACCCUGCAGGAUUUCCUCUGCGAUUUCGGGUAUUACCGCCCCGAGAACCAGUCGGUGUGCGUGGAGCAGCCGGAGCUGAAGGGCCACGACCUGGAGUUCUGCCUCUACGGCCGCCGCGAGCUGCUGCGGACCAGCGGGUACCGCAAGAUCCCCGGGGACAAGUGCGCAGGGGGGGAGAGCCCCAGCCGGGAGGAGACGGACAUGAAGAAGAAGUGCACCAGCACCCUGCUGAGCCCCAGCCAGCUGGCGGCGUCCCCCAGCUCCGUGCCCAUCGUCCUGGCCGUGGUGGCCGUGCUGCUCGUCACCGCCGUGGUCGGGGUGCUGCUCGUCAAGAAAUAUGUCUGCGGGGGCAGGUUCCUGGUCCAUCGCUACUCCGUGCUGCGGCAGCACGCCGAGGCCAGCGGCGCCGAGGGGACGGAGGGGACGGACCCCAGCUCGCCCCCCCGCAAGGGGGGGUACCACGACGACUCGGAUGAGGACCUGCUGGAGUAGCGGCGGGGACGGGACGGUGCCGAGCUGCCCCCCCCACGGCGGGCAGGGCCCGGGGGGGCUUCGCUGCUGGGGGGGCACGCGGGGGGGCUGAGUUAAUGCUGCUUUAAGGUUUCUUUCUGGCUGGUGGGGUCUGUUUUGUUUUGUUUUGUUUUGUUUUUUAUUUUUGUUUUGCUUUUGUGGUUUUGGUUUCUUGGCGCUUUUUUUUUUUUUUUUUUCCCCCUUUUUCCUUUUUCCACGAGUUUCUUC